Molecule: messenger RNA, 2535 nt
Organism: Megalops cyprinoides (Indo-Pacific tarpon)
Lineage: Eukaryota; Metazoa; Chordata; Actinopteri; Elopiformes; Megalopidae
Gene: cdh13
Product: cadherin 13, H-cadherin (heart)
Exons: 15
Coding region: 114-2261 (715 amino acids)
Biological process (GO): cell-cell junction assembly; cell morphogenesis; calcium-dependent cell-cell adhesion
Cellular component (GO): catenin complex; plasma membrane; adherens junction
Molecular function (GO): calcium ion binding; cadherin binding
Source: RefSeq, a predicted model, not a curated record
GGCAGCUCCAGGCGCGAGCUUUAUUCUCGCGUUGGCAGUUCGACUCUGGAAUUAUGAACAGAGCUGGUCAAACCUACACGCUGUUCUGAAUUUAUAGCGAAAGAAUUAAGACGAUGGAGCUCGGAACCCGCAUCCUGUUAACCUUCCUCGUAUCUCAGGUGGUCCGAACCGGAGCCCAGGAAGACACGGACACGGCCUGCAUACCUGGCUUCCAGGUGAAGGAGUACCAGGUGCAGUAUGACGGAGGGUUCCGGAAGGAGGAGCCUCUUCUGAAAGUGCUGUUCGAUGACUGCGUGGGGAACGAGGGCGUGAGGUUCGAGGUUUCGCACCCGGACUUCGCGGUGGAUGGGGAGAGCAGGCUGGUGGCGCGGCAGGAUGUGUUGGACUCCGGGACAGUCCUGUUCGUCCAUGGGCAGAACGGACACGCAGACGAUAUGGCACAGGUGGACAUCCUCGGAGCCCCGCCCCGAUCUCCACAGACCCUCCGGGAGAUUUUGGGUCUGGGGCAGGUGCCAUAUCGGUCUAAGAGGUCUCUCCUGGUGCCUCCGAUGUUUGUACCAGAGAACCAGCGAGCCCCGUUUCCCAGAACCAUCGGCAUGUCGCAUGUGAUUUCGGCUGACAUGCAAGAGAAUCACAUCUUCCGUCUCACAGGGAAGGGGGCGGAUCAGGACCCCCGGGGCGUGUUCAGCAUCAACAAGGUGACGGGAGAGGUCAGCGUGAGCCGCUCCCUGGACAGAGAGGCCAUCGCUGUCUACCAUCUGCAGGUAUCCACCGCAGACCUGAGUGGGAAGGUGGUGGAGGGUCCCGUCCCGCUGGACGUGUCAGUGAUCGAUCAGAACGACAACAGACCCAUCUUCACAGAGCCUCGAUACGCCGGGGAGGUGCUGGAGGGAUCACCCACAGGAACCACGGUGAUGACGAUGACAGCAUCUGAUGCAGACGACCCCAACACAGACAAUGCAGUUCUGCGUUACAUCAUCGUCAGACAGUCGCCCGACAAGCCCUCGCCCAACAUGUUCUACAUCGACCCAGAGAAAGGCGACAUCGUCACUGUGAUCUCACCCAAGCAGCUCGACAGAGAGACCCUGCCCACCACGCAGUAUGAGCUGGAGAUCAUGGCCAAGGACAUGGCAGGAAGUGAUGUGGGUCUGACAGGGACGGCCACCGCCACCAUCACCAUCACCGACAAGAAUGACCACGCCCCCGAAUUCACCCACUCGCUGUUCCAGGCGACCGUGAACGAGGGUUCGACGGGGGUCGUGUUGAACCUGACGGUGGAUGACCGGGACGACCCGGCAACAGGGGCCUGGCGCGCGGUGUACUCCAUCAUCAAUGGCAACACUGGCCAAAGCUUUGAGAUCCACACCAACCCCGACAACAACGAGGGGAUGCUGUCUGUGGUGAAGCCAUUGGACUAUGAGGGCACAGCAUUCCACACUCUGCUCAUUAAGGUGGAGAACGAGGACCCCCUGGUGCCCGACGUGGGGUACGGGCCCAGCUCCACCGCCACGGUGCAUGUUACGGUGCUGGAUGUGAACGAAGGCCCGGUGUUCUUCCCCGACCCGAUGGCUGUCACCAAACGGGAAAACGUGCCUGUGGGCAGCUUUGUGGCCACGCUCAACGCCACCGACCCCGACCUUCUGCAGACACAGACCAUCAGGUUUGCGGUGCUGAAGGAUCCUGCCGGCUGGCUCAGUGUUCAUCCAGUCAAAGGCACGGUCAACACGACCGCUAUCCUGGACCGCGAGUCAAACUUUGUCCAUGAAAACACAUACAGUGCGAUCUUCGCGGCCACAGACAACGGUAGCCCCCCUGCCACAGGAACAGGUACGCUGCUCAUCACGCUGGAGGACGACAACGAUAACGCCCCGUACGUGUCUCCCACCGUGGCCCGGGUGUGUGAGGACGCCAAGGACCUGAACGUGAUGGUGGUGGGUGGCCAGGACAAGGAUAUCAGCCCCAACGCUGCCCCCUUCAGGAUCGAGCUGGGAAAACAGCCAGGCCUGGAAAAGACAUGGAAGGUCACCAGGGUUAACAGUACGCACUCCCAGGUCACACUGCUGCAUAAUCUGAAGCGAGCCAACUAUAACCUCCCCCUGCUGGUGACCGACUCCGGGGUGCCCCCCCUCUCCAACAGCACCGACAUCAAGGUCCAGGUGUGCACCUGCAAGAAAAGCAAGAUGGACUGCAGCAGGGCCAGCUCGGCCGGGUCCAGCCUGCUGCUGCUCGGCCUGCUCCUUCUCUCCUCCCUCUGCCUGUAAAUCCUUCUCUCGUGACACUGAAGAAACACACAUGCACACCCCUCUCCACCACACGCACGCAAUCAAAAGAGGACAAGGAGAGAAAAGAAGACUCCUCAGCAUAAGAAACAUUAAAGUAGAUAUUUGAUCAUUACAGCCAGCCUUCUGAAGGGCGCUGUAUGGAGAAUACCAGUCUGCUCUCCAAGUAAACCUCUUUGCUUUGCACUCCACUGUUCUCUCCCUCUAUCUCUCCCUCCCUCAUUUCUCAGCCUCUUCCUGUCCCUCCUUCUCUGUC